Messenger RNA from Lytechinus variegatus (green sea urchin), 2139 nucleotides. Its product is annotated as calmodulin-alpha-like. Gene Ontology annotation, molecular function: enzyme regulator activity; calcium ion binding. Bases 16 to 588 code for a protein of 190 amino acids. NCBI's taxonomy places the organism in Eukaryota, Metazoa, Echinodermata, Echinoidea, Temnopleuroida, Toxopneustidae. The record is from RefSeq and is a predicted model, not a curated record. The transcript is spliced from 6 exons.
ACAAAAAGUAGGUAAAUGCCGGAAACCUCUAAAAUGGUUUACUCCACGUUCAGCACCAGUUAUAGCCCUUCAAUUCACCAAUACGCAUCACAGCAUUUGACGAUUGGUCAUAUCUCAUGCGAUUGUUGUGGGGGUAACAUGGUGGAUCAAUUGACGAAGGAGCAGAUUGAAGAGUACAGAGAGGCAUUCGCCAUAUUUGACAAGAACGGCGACGGUAUCAUCACAACCAAGGAACUGGGAGACGUGAUGACGUCAUUUGGGGAAUUCCCGAAUGAGGGGGAGCUGAGAGAAAUGGUCAACGAGAUCGACGUUGAUGGAAACGGUGAGAUCGAUUUUGCCGACUUUCUUUCCCUGAUGGCCCGACCUAUCACCGAUGUACACACGGAACAAGAAAUCAAAGAGGCUUUCAGAGAAUUUGACAAAGACGGUGAUGGAUUUAUAAGUGUUACAGAUUUCCGUCACGUGAUGACGACGGUAGCUGAUACCCUGACUGAAGAAGAACUCGAUGAGAUGAUCGAGGAGGCUGACGCUCACGGCCAAGGACAGGUCAACUACGAAGAUUUUGCAAAGACCAUAGCAGAAAUGUGAGGAGGUACACACGGUUACACAUUCAUAACAUUUGAUGGAAGCCCCUCGUUAAUGAUGAUCUAAGAAUGUUCAACUGGAUGCGAACAUUUCUUACUGACUGCAUUUACAUGUGGAGAUGGACAGUCCUUUAAUCGAAGUGAUACCAAACCUGGUCAAUAAACUAAUCGCAGGUGUAGAGAACUACUUUCUCGGUUCUAAUCUAUGCAUUUUGAUUUUCUGAUAACCCGGUUCGCAUCAAUUUAUUUCUUCAAGUGAACAUAAAAACUUCUACAUAAAUAAAUCGGCCAAGCAGUGAUGAUGCAUGUAGGCAUACUGUCUUAUAACUUGAUACACUCUUAAACGUGAUUGGGCAGUGUUAUAUCGACGUAUUCAAUCCCGGCAAGGAAUAGAACUUUGGGAACCACGAUCCAAAACAGGCCAAAGUAUCCAAACAUGAUGGAGACGGCCUUAGACUUGGAAUAAUAUGUAAUAUUCAAAUGUUUUUUAUUGGGUUUUAUACUGGGUUGGUUGAAUGCUGAAUAGGAGGCCCUUUUUACCAAGUUCCCAGACAAUGAAGUGCCUCUAGAAUCCCAUGAUUAUGCUUUUGUUAACACAGCUGUCAAAUUUGUUUGCAAUGGAAAUAUGACAAUGGAAAUCUGACUUAUGAUUACAAGAGCAAUGAAAGGUGGGGCAAUAUUAAGGUGUAUUUGACCGAAAUAAAACACAUUCCCUAAAAUGAGGUCUCCCAUCGCAAAGGCUUGUUCGAUUCAUGGAUCGCUAAGCAGUUUCAAACACGAAUUUAGCGCUCGGGUGCAACCCCAAGGUAUCGAUAAACAGGAUGCCAUCAAAUUUCUCACCACAUUAAGUACCUGGUUGACAUAGCACAUAUAGGGAAUGGUUUGUUUGAGGAUCGGUCGUGGAGCCAACGCGAAAAUCAUUAAUGUGGGACUGGCAUGACUGAGGGCGUGUUUCCAAUACCUAGGAAGCUAUAGAAAUCAAUAGUUUAUCUUUACAAGGAUGCCGCUGCAGAAAAUCACAAGGACACUUUUACCCUACUUUUCGUUUUACUUCCACAAGUCACUUAAGCAUGGGCGAAACAAUGUAACAUCUAGCUACUGAACAAACAGAAACCCCCAGAACACAAUCCUUGAGGACAUUAUAAAUGAAAGAGGAUAACACGUGAGAGGAAGGGCUUUGGCUAAUGCAAUGAUGCAAAUAGAUCAUUCAAACAUGGAUGUGCUACUCCUGAUUCUAAUCGCAUGAAUGUGGUCAUAUUGACAUGAUAAAUGUCAAAUUUCUAUCCAAUAUUUUUUAUGAUAUCUCUAGUACUGAUAUGAAUUGUAAAUUAUUGGAAUGGUAAAUUACGGUAAUUUUCUUUCUUCGGUUCUUGCAUAUUAGAAUACAUUUCGAUGUAUUUCGUUUGUCUUGUAAUCGCGCUUUUACUUUUGAUUUUUAAAGCAAGUCCUUCAAUGUUACAUUCUUGAUAUAGAAAUGCGUUUCCCAAGGAGAUUCGUAAAUAAGGGCCCUAUUAUGUUAGAACCAAAAAUGUUAAAACGAUAAUUGCACAUGUUC